ACAUUUAAGAAGAGCCAUGGCACAUAACCCAGGUUCUCUGGCAGAGACUUCCGUGGUCAAGUUCAACAAUCAGGACUUUCUGUCCUUACGGGAUCAUUGCCUAAGCAGGAACAUGAAAUUUAAGGAUGAGACAUUCCCUGCUAACGCUUCGUCUAUUGGCGAGAAGCUGUGCCAGGGAAAAAACAUUUCCAACCUGCAAUGGAAGAGGCCAAGGGAUUUACUAAAAUCUACCAGCUCUUCCCCUCACUUCAUCUUGGAAGGUACAAGUAGAUUUGACAUCCAACAAGGAGAAGCAGGAGAUUGCUGGUUCCUGGCAGCACUGGGCUCCUUGACCCAGAACCCUCAGAGUCUGCAGAAGAUCCUGAUGGACCAAAGCUUUUCCCACCAGUACGCAGGGAUUUUUCGGUUCCGGUUCUGGCAGUGUGGCCAGUGGGUGGAAGUGGUGGUGGAUGACCGCCUACCUGUCAAUGGCAAGGACUCCCUGCUUUUUGUGUGUCCUCGAAACAAGAAGGAGUUCUGGCCCUGCCUGCUGGAGAAAGCCUAUGCCAAGCUGCGUGGAUCCUAUUCUCACCUGCACUAUGGCUACCUCCCUGAUGCCCUGGUGGACCUCACGGGAGGAGUGGUCUCCAGCAUCAGCCUGCACGCCUCUCCUUCCGAACUGCUGAUGGCAGUGAAGACAGCAGCCAAGAGAGGUUCCCUGAUGACCUGUGCCACCCCAAAAGGACUGACAGGCGAGUCCACAGUGAUGGAGAAUGGGCUUGUAAGUCAGCAUGCCUACACCAUGAUUGGGGCUGAGCAGAUUCAGUACAGGAGGGGCUUGGAAGAAAUCAUGUGUCUAUGGAACCCCUGGGGCAGAAAGGAAUGGACUGGGCGCUGGAGUGAUAGGUCUCAAGAGUGGCAGGAAACUCAUGACCAUCGGAAAAGCCAGCUGUAUGAGAACAAGGAAGAUGGCGAGUUUUGGAUGUCUUGUCAAGAUUUCCAAGAGAACUUUUCCAGCCUGUUCAUAUGCAACCAGAUGCCAAUAAUCCUGGACCGUGGAAUCAUGCCUCAUGAAGAAUGGGACCAAAUGAUAUUUCAGAACCAAGUGAUCCUAGGAAACACUGCAGGAAGACCUGGGAGUGACUCUCACUACUUCUUUUCUGUGCAAAACUUCAUGGAAGGACACAAUGCUGUUGUGUCCUUCACUGUCAUGCCACAGGAAGCAGACCUGAAAUAUCCACUGUCCUUCGAAGUGUACAAGGUGGACUCUCAGUUCCAACAGUUCCAGGAGAAAUUGCCAUCUACAUUCUUCUCCAAAUUCAGAAUUGCUGCUGAGGGCACAGGUGACAAAUCCAUAGGGUGCAACUUCACAAAGUCCUACCAUUUAAGCCCUGGGACCUAUGUUGUGGUCCCCUGGGCAAAAAGAGAAAAAGUCAAGUUCUUGCUUCGAAUCUUCCUGAAAAUACCAGACAGUAACAGGAAUCCAAACAGCAAUUAUAACCUCAGAGCACUGAAGGGAAGUCCUUUAGAAAGUGGCUCCCAGCAAAGCAUUUUCUACAGAUACGCUCAGCAGGGGCAGGACAUUGAUGCCACCCAGCUUCAGAGUCUUCUCAACCAGGAGCUCCUGACAGAACUUCCAGGGGACACUUUCUGCUUGGACCAGUGCCGCAGCAUCAUAGCUCUGAUGGACCUGAAAGUGAAUGGGCGGCUCGACCAGGAGGAGUUUGGGAGACUGUGGAGUCGGCUUGUCUGCUGCCAGCAUGUUUUCCAGGACAUUCACAAGAGCUCUGGAGUUCUGAGCUCAGAUUUGUGGAAGGCCAUACAGAAUACAGACUUCCUUACAGGGAUCUUCGUCAGCCGUGAGCUGCUGAAUCUCAUGACCCUCCGGUACAGUGACAGCACCGGCAGGGUCAGCUUCCCCAGUCUGGUCUGUUUCCUGAUGCGCCUGGAAGCCAUGGCAAAGACAUUCCGCAACCUCUCCAAGGAUGGAAAAGGACUCUACCUGACAGAAAUGGAGUGGAUGAACCUGGUCAUGUACAACUGA
Messenger RNA from Castor canadensis (American beaver), 2023 nucleotides. The record is from RefSeq and is a predicted model, not a curated record. Lineage: Eukaryota; Metazoa; Chordata; Mammalia; Rodentia; Castoridae.